Messenger RNA from Histoplasma capsulatum G186AR, 450 nucleotides. RefSeq lists its product as uncharacterized. NCBI's taxonomy places the organism in Eukaryota, Fungi, Ascomycota, Eurotiomycetes, Onygenales, Ajellomycetaceae. The coding region runs from base 1 to 450 and encodes 149 amino acids. The record is from RefSeq and is a predicted model, not a curated record. The transcript has a single exon.
AUGAGCUACCUCCGCCUCUUCUGCCAACUCGCAACCCAAGCGCGACUCAGCGAUGACCGUCCCCCAAAGUUUGACGGAAGUACCGUACGCAUAUCUAGGGCCUGGGAGUUCUCACGGAGAGAUGGGUUGGCGUUUAGCAGAGGAAAUGAUGGGCUUAAACUAGUUUGGCUGAAGCCCGAGGAGAGAAUGGCAGGCCACCGUCAGCGCAAUCGCGCUAUCACGAGUGGCAGGGGAAAUAGAGAGACGAGAGAUGAUGGAACUGCUCAUACUGCCAACACUGGUCAGGCGAAUGGCCGAGGGGGUUUGGAAGGGGCACAUACUCCGAUAAGAGGCUGUAUGUGUAUGGUGUGUAGAAACGGGAGACAAGCCGGAGCAGUAGCGAGAGGAAGUAGUGGUGGUGGUGGUGGUGGUGGUGGCAGAACGAGAGUUCGCUUUGAUUUGUGGCGAUGA